Molecule: messenger RNA, 2688 nt
Organism: Orbicella faveolata
Lineage: Eukaryota; Metazoa; Cnidaria; Anthozoa; Scleractinia; Merulinidae
Biological process (GO): signal transduction
Molecular function (GO): protein binding
Source: RefSeq, a predicted model, not a curated record
CCAGCCAGCCAGUCCAAGAUGGCGUCCAAACCCUGAAAUCAUCUGGCAUCGCGGAAAACCCGCGGGAAUGACCCGAUUAGUAUGCGUUCUCCUAUCGUCGAACGCAAUAAAGUACUUGCUAACCUACAAUGUGUGUGUGGCUUGCUUCAGCCGUGCUGGGGAAUUUUCGCCCUGUGUUGUUCUGAAUGGGGUUCGCUGUGCUCGGUUCGUACUGACAGGACCUCAGGCAAUGUUCGUCAGUACGGCCCUCGCACUAGGUUAUUAAGAGGUGAAUACUGAAAAUAAUUUUUAGGCUAUCCCAUAGGCCCUCCACAUUAUAUUUACAAAUGCUGCGUUACAUUGUUUUGUAGGAACAAAGAAGAUUUUUUUUUAAUUACUUUGGUUCUUAUUUUCAAAGGCUCCUUUGUUCAACGCAGGCCACCUUUAUCAAUGGAACACAAUCAGUUGCCAUUUCCUGCAUGCAGUCAGACUCCAGUUGAAACUUCUCAGACACAAAGUCAUCAUCCUCGGAAGGCUUCUCCUGCAGACAUGUUUGAUGUGAAAGCCUGUCAGAGGAAACUUGCAGAGCAUUAUCAAAAAACAACCAAGGUGCCCACCACUGCUUGGUCCUCAGUAUUACAGGUGGAGCUUGAGAAGAUCUACACUCGACUGUCCUGGGUGAAACAAGAACAAACCACAGCUGGGUCAUCACAAAAGAAGCUGAGCCAUUACACUGAAAUGUUCACUGAGAAGACAAAGAACGGAGUUGUAGCAAAGAGAAUUCUCGUGAAAGGAGAGAUUGGAAUUGGAAAAACGACUUUCGUUAAGAAGCUGCUCGUGGAUUGGUCGAAUCUUGAGGAGGCGAUGAUUGAUAAGGAACGGAAAGAUGCACUGAGGAAGUUUGACCUCGUUCUUGCUGUUAAUCUCAAAGAAGUAUCUAAGUGCCAGACGUUUAAAGAAGUAAUAAGUCGCUCUCGGCUGUUUCCAGAAGACGACGAAAAGUCAGUAGACGAUCUGCUCUGUUACAUUCAUGAGAAUCAAGACAAAAUUUUGCUUGUGUUUGAUGGCUAUGACGAGUACCGCACAGGCAGCGAAGCAGAGGAAAGGUAUGGCAGCAGAAGCAAGUCUCCAAUUUUCGAAAUAUUCCACGGGAAUCGUUUGAGAGACUGUACUGUCUUGGUAACCACUCGAUCUUCAAGAGCAGAUGAGAUACGCGGACCUGCUGACAUGCAAGCCGAGAUCACCGGGUUUAAUAUGCCUGAUCGAGAGGACUUCAUGAGAAAAAUGCUGGAUAGCCAAACUGAGGUGGAUGGUCUGUUGCAUUUCUUAUCGGAUAGUAACAUGGAAGACCUAGCAAGAGUUCCGUUACUGACCCUCUUUUUUUGCUUGCUGUGGAAGAAAGAAAAGCAGAAAUUGAUGGAGCUAACCGAACGUAAAGCUAAAUUGUAUCAAGCAAUUGUGGAACACAUUUUGCGGCACAGCCACCGACGGCACUCCUCUUGUAAGACCUCGAAACUGAAAGGAACGGAUGACGAGAUUCUCGCUGAAAUUGGAAAGGUGGCUUUAGCAGGUCUUCUCAAAGGCGAUCUUGUGUUCGAGUUUGGAGAACUGCCUGAAAAGGUGCGCGGCGAAGAGGGUGUCAUUGUUGGCCUUCUUCAAUUUUCUGAGUACGGACCAAGUCUAGAACCAAUGGAAAUGGUAUCCUUCAUCCACACGAGUAUACAAGAUUACCUAGCGGCGUGGUACCUCAUCUACAGCUGUGUCCCUAAUGGUAAUCUUGGUGAAAUUGAGCAGCACGCCGGCACCUUUGAGAAUUGUGUUGCCUUGGAGAAUGUUUUUCAGUUCGUUUGUGGUUUGUCUGACGAAGGAGCAAUAAAAGUACUUGAACACUUGAAGUCAGUCAGAAUCUCUGACCCAACACUGGAUUUAUCAAAGACGAUACCGGACAUAGAAACCGAGACUGACGUGCCUCUUUGUGACAUUACUUAUAGGCAGCCGAGCUUCAGUAACUUAUUUUAUGAUUCCUUUCGUGAAGUUCAAUCAAAAGCUGAACUCUUAAAUCAUUUUCUUGAUUGCACUGGUGGAGUCAUCAAUGUCACCAGAGAUAGACCGGUUUCUGAACUGAUGCCAAACGUAAACGUCUUGACUAAACUAUCACAUAAUUGUGUUUUCAGUUUCAUUGGGGAAGUCCUUUUAUACCUCGUCACUUCUUAUACAGCUUCUCCAUCUGCGCAUAAAGAAUGCGUUGAAGACUCAGUAUUGUACAAGUCACUUGAUUUUUUCAAUUGUUUGAAGACGCCACUAAGAGUAACUGAGACUUCUGAAGCUCUCACGGUUGAAGAAUUCAUAAGGAAGCUCAGCUUGAAAUGUUUAAACGGCUGCUUGUUUAUUUCCAUCCUCAGUUUCCGUAAUGGUCAGUUUCAGUUUUAUACAACUGAUUUGUUCCUGAGGUGUGAUGUCCAUGCCAGACUAUUUACGGAAUCUACUACGAUUUCUGUUCCAUCUAACGCUGCACGUUUGUGUUCAGAACAGUCAUGCCUGAAAUUGUUACGUUUUCUGCAUUGUCAUAACCUAAGCAGCCAAACAGUGAAAGCUCUUGGUGCAGUCAUUGGAAAUUGUAAGCAUUUGAGUGGCAUUGAAGUUGAGAAGGGUGAUGACUCCAUAUGUUAUUUGUUGGAACAAAUGCGAAACCCCAGUAAGUGCUCUCUG